CCCCAUUGUUUCCAUCAUCAACCACCAACAAGCAAUCCAAUAACUUGAAUCUUUUCAUACAUAUUCAGAAGCUUUAAAGAGAAUUCAAAAUUUUCAGACAAAAGAAAUAGAAAUGGCUUUGGUGAGAAGUCUAUUGGGUGCAAAGAAGAUUCUAAGUCGCUCAACCAGAGUAGCCUCGGAGGCCCCUAAAGGGUUUCUUGUGGUGUACGUAGGAGAGAGCCAGAAGAAGAGAUAUUUGGUGCCAAUCUCAUACUUGCAUCAACCUUCAUUUCAAGCUCUUCUCAGUAAAUCGGAAGAAGAGUUUGGGUUCGAUCAUCCGAUGGGUGGCUUAACGAUCCCUUGUCCCGAAGAUACCUUCAUCAAUGUGACUUCUCGGCUCCAAUGAUGAUUUUCCAACAUUUGGUUCUUCCGAGUUAGAGAUAGACUAUUGAAACUAUUGUAAAUAGAAAUAGAGGAUUUUUAUUCUUUCUUUUUUCUCUUUCUUCUUGAAAGAGUUGUUCUAACUUUUUUGAAAUGGAUGCCAUUUUUUAUUCAAUAGACACGAUCAUGGUUCAUGUUAA
Molecule: messenger RNA, 560 nt
Organism: Camelina sativa (false flax)
Lineage: Eukaryota; Viridiplantae; Streptophyta; Magnoliopsida; Brassicales; Brassicaceae
Source: RefSeq, a predicted model, not a curated record